AUGGUUCUGGCCUAUAAUACUGUGCUAAAGCAUAGUGGGGGUGGUAUAUCCGGCGGGCAAAAGCAACGUUUGGCCAUCGCUCGGGCCCUUAUUCGACAACCCCGAAUCCUUCUGUUCGAUGAAGCAACCUCAGCUUUGGACACGCGAUCUGAAUUUCUUGUUCAAUCAGCACUGAAGUCGGCCUCGUAUGGACGCACUGUAGUCAUAGUGGCUCAUCGUCUUAGCACAGUACGCGAUGCAGAUAAAAUCAUUGUCAUUGACAAAGGCGCCAUUGUCGAGAUGGGUCCACACGAUGAGUUGGUAGCCAUGGACGGUGCCUAUGCAAAGCUUCUUGAAAAGCAGGUCUGUCUAAUCAAUCUCUAUUUUGCAUUUUAA
Protopolystoma xenopodis is the source of this 375-nucleotide messenger RNA. The record is from the annotation of a GenBank genome assembly. NCBI's taxonomy places the organism in Eukaryota, Metazoa, Platyhelminthes, Monogenea, Polystomatidea, Polystomatidae.